Nymphaea colorata (pocket water lily) is the source of this 577-nucleotide messenger RNA. RefSeq lists its product as uncharacterized. The record is from RefSeq and is a predicted model, not a curated record. Bases 43 to 303 code for a protein of 86 amino acids. The transcript is spliced from 3 exons. NCBI's taxonomy places the organism in Eukaryota, Viridiplantae, Streptophyta, Magnoliopsida, Nymphaeales, Nymphaeaceae.
GCUCCCUAGCACUCGCUCCCCCGCCCUCGCAGUCGCAGAACGAUGACGCAGAAGCAGGUCUUGUUCAAAGGGCAGCAAAAGAAGAAGACCCUCCCUCCCAGCCGCCAUGGAAAACCACCUCAAGGUCGAAAGGGAAAACGCUUCAUAAAACCAUCCAAAAUAACAAGAGAAAUGGAGAUGGAUAAGGAAGUAACGAAGUUCAUCAAUCAGUGCAAUGAAAUAAAAGCCGCCACGGUUGCGAGCAAAGAAGGCGGUCAGUUUUCUUUGUUAAAAACGUCAGAAAGCAAUUCCACCGCGAAGUGAGUGAUUAAAUUGUAUAAUGGCUCCAUCCUGUCCUCUGGUUCUGCCAUAAAGGAGAAAUGGGAAAUGGCAGCGAUGGAUCUGUCUCUAAUCUGUCCCAUUUAUUUUGCUAAUUUUUUCGAAGAAUGGCGUAUCGGUUUUGUUUUGUUUUUUAUUAUAAGUCGUGACAAGUAGGUUAGAGUCUUGGCGAGCUUAUAUUUUGUUUCCCCAAGUGUUAGCUAAUAAUUGUUCGAUUUCCAAUAUUUAAUUAAAGAAUGAGUCGGCUUUGUAUCUGAAA